This is a messenger RNA of Penicillium subrubescens, 852 nucleotides long. RefSeq names its product SBDS family protein. Lineage: Eukaryota; Fungi; Ascomycota; Eurotiomycetes; Eurotiales; Aspergillaceae. Bases 166 to 513 code for a protein of 115 amino acids. The transcript is spliced from 3 exons. The record is from RefSeq and is a predicted model, not a curated record.
AAACGGCGCUGGAAAGGUGACGUCAUCCAUCAUCAUCAUCACUACUUUAAAGCUCCCACAACCUGUCUCUUUUUUCCUCCUUUGCUAUUUGCUACCAACCAUCUCACAAUCUCAUAAUCCAAUUGAAUUAUUCACCUUCAAAGUCUCAUCUCAAAAUUAUCCAAGAUGCCUCGCGCCAACGAUAGCACCCAUAAGAUCUUUUACAAGGGUCGCUCUGAGGACUUUAUCGUCUUCGUUGAUGACCUGGACACCCUGAAGAAGUGGAGGGGGGAUCGCAGUGUUCCUUUGACUGAUGUUUUGAAUGGAUGGAAGAUCUUUGUGACUCAUGGCCACGGCGCCCAAGGCGUCCUCGACAGCGCCAGCAAGAAUGCUCUGGAGAACGAGUUCGGCACCUCCAAUGAGGAUGAUUGCUUGGUUAAGAUCCUGGAGGGUGGCGAGUACCAGACCAGCGCGGGACGCGAGCGUGAAGGUAACAAGAACGACUCCAUGGGCUCCAUGGGAAUCACCCGGUAAAUGAGCUAGUUCCAUUCGAAUGGCUGAACCCAUGAACCAUGCAACCAUGACCGUUUCACCACUUACCCCCCGUUCUCGAAAUUCACGAUGUUUAUCCCUAUCGUCUCGACUUUCUUCUACGACCCUCAGCGCUGCUGGUUCAUGGUUCACCAUUUGAAAUGCUGGCUAAAUUUGUCACGGGGAGAAACUUUUUGCUAUGUUUUCGGAAGGGUGUUUCCAUUCGGGUUAUUUUGCAUUAGUUAGCAGUGGCAGGCUUCCAUACCUGAGUUAUCAUGAAAUAACGAGAGGGCGAGGCAUUUAAACUCGUCAUACAAAUACUACAUUAUGCUGUCCCUAGUA